Molecule: messenger RNA, 3675 nt
Organism: Eupeodes corollae
Lineage: Eukaryota; Metazoa; Arthropoda; Insecta; Diptera; Syrphidae
Product: RING finger and SPRY domain-containing protein 1-like
Exons: 8
Coding region: 773-2371 (532 amino acids)
Cellular component (GO): cytoplasm
Molecular function (GO): protein binding; ubiquitin-protein transferase activity
Source: RefSeq, a predicted model, not a curated record
ACUAAAUUCGCACUACGAUCUGUCAAAACCAAAUUCGAAUUCGGACAUUCCACCAACCAAAAGAAAUACCCCCAAAAAAUUGUGCAGUGCUGUGCAAAUGCAAAGAAAAUCAAGAAAAAAAAAGAAAGAACAAUAAAAAGAACAACACAAUUCGAUUAAAUCCAACUUUAAGAAUUAUCCGUAUCCCCCCGCACUCUAUAACUUACCCCUCAAACUCUUUUUAAUCUCUUAUCACGCACUCAAAAAAAUAAUUAAACCAACAAAAAAAAAUAUUCCAUCGAUCAAGUACAAUGUUCACUGACUUAUUCCAAAAUGUACAAAUCUAGAGGAAGACGACGACGAAGUCCACGAAAUAGGUAGUUCUGCUUAAGCUCAUCCAGAUCUGCUCCCAACAGCAGACGACAGAAACAAACCCAGAAUCAGCAGCACAAAUAAUUAUGGUGAUGCAGCUGCAUGUCAAAAAACCUAUGACGUCCUCCAAAAAAGUUUUAAUUUAUAAUUUAUAACAAAAAACAAAAAUAUUAUUUCCUUAUAAUUUUUAUACAACAAAAAAGAAUUAUUAAAUAUUCCUUCUUGACUGUGUUUGGGCUGUUGUAGUACAAAACCUUCUGUUGUCGGUUUAAUUUGAUAUUUUUGUAUCCAAAAAGAAACAAGAACUUUUUAAUUAAAGAGAGUGAGAGUGGCUAGAAGGACAACGACAACGAGACGUAGUUCCUUGCAUCCUUGAAGCCAUUUAGUUAAAUUUUUUAUUUUUGGUUCGGUUUGGGGGAAAAUGGGAGUUUGCUUGUGCAAGGAUAAAGUCGAAGAUGGACAAACAGAUGUUGCGCCAGCAGAACCUAGAGAACCAUCGCCUCGAGCGAGUGGACAAUGGAGCACAUGUGGUUUGGAAUCCUAUAACAACAUGAAAUCACUGUCAGAGACGGUGGACAAACUGGUCAAUGAGACAUUGGAUGUCAUCGUUACUGUAAUUGACAACGAACCCGAACCACCCAGUUCCAUGGUUUUGCUUCAUGUUAUAACCGACAAACCAUCUGGUUGGAUUGAAUUAGUUAAAUCACUAAUUCGAGUUGUACCCGUUAAACAUCCAAUGGGUGCAAGUGUUAUUGCCCUACUCCUCGAUGAUAGUCCAUUACCAACAAAAGAUUCCGUACUGAAAGUUGCUGAUAUGAUCACACAUUCCCUACGAAGGACGCCACGGCGCGAGAGGAAUUUAUGCGUUAUACUUGGUUGUUUGGCUGAAAAAUUAGCCGGACCGAGUAGUAUUGCAAUGUUAAAUGAAACAACACUUCAGUACCUGAUUGAUAAUUUAGAAGAUGGUGUUAAUCAUGAUGUGACAUUAUUAUCGUUAAUUGCUUUAGAGAAAUUUGCUCAAACAAGUGAAAAUAAAGCUACAAUUAAGAAAAAACUUGCAGAACAUCCUAACAAUCCUUUGAUUAGAUUAGAAAAAUAUGCCACGGAUAGUGACUAUGUGUUGCGACAGAUUGGAUUCUGUGCACGAUGGUGUCUGGAUAAUUAUUUUACUGUUGAAGGAAGAAAUUACUCGUUUGAGACUGUAGAUUUAAGCAAUAUAAAUGUUAUGCUUAAUACAAAAGAUGUCAGCGAAUAUCUGAAAAUUUCGCCAGAUGGCUUAGAAGCAAGAUGUGAUGCUUACACGUUUGAGAGUGUGCGGUGCACAUAUCAGACUGCCGUUGAUUGCUGGUAUUACGAAGUGUUAAUAAUAACACCGGGCGUAAUGCAAAUCGGAUGGGCAACCAAGGAUUCUAAUUUCCUAAGUGACGAUGGCUAUGGCAUCGGUGAUGAUAAAUACUCAAUUGCAUUUGAUGGAUGUAGAAAAUUGAUUUGGCAUAAUGCCCAAUCAGUAGCGCAUAAUUUAUCUGCUUGGCAACAUGGUUCUAUUUUAGGUUGUUUGUUAGAUCUCAAACAGCAAGAAGCAGUUUUUAGUUUAGACGGUCAAGAAACUGAAUCAUAUAAAAAUGUAUUUAGUAAUGCAAAAGAGGGAUUUUUUGCUGCAGCAAGUUUUAUGUCCUUUCAACAAUGUCGAUUUAAUUUUGGCUUAGAACCAUUUAAAUAUCCACCCAAAAAUCGAGUGUAUCGCAGUUUUAAUAAUUGUGCAACCCUCAAGUCCCAAGAUAAAAUUGUUCUUCCUAGGCAUAUAUUUUUAGAGAAACUACGAAGGCUAAGUGUGCGUGAUGAUUCAUGUACGCUAUGCUUUGAUAAAAAAGCUACAAUUCGGCUUUCACCUUGCAACCACAGAGGAUUCUGCUCAACGUGUGUUAAACAACUUCUAUACUGUCCAAUGUGUCGAGCUGAUAUUGAGUCAAAAGUACAAGAAGACAUCGACAGCCCGAUCGUUGAAGACAUAUCGACGUGAUGUCGCCAAUAACAACCACUUUACAUACUACAACAAUCGCCAAUGCAAACUUUAGAGUGAACUAACAACAUUUAAUACCAUCCUGGGGGAUUAUUAAAAAUAUUCCUUCAACAAAAAUUUACAUUCUAUAUAAUUUGUGUUGAAUAAAAGAUUAAAAAAAAAAGAAAAAACUAAACUAAAGGCAAACGAAUCAGCAAUAAUUAAUAAAAUAUGAAAAAUACAGUAACAACAACAAUAAACGCAUGAAAAUGUAAAAUUAAAUUUUGUAGGUAUUUAUUAAUAUUAUUUUUUUUUCUUUAAAUUAUAAUUAUUAUUUAUUUAUUAAGAGGCCCUUCUUAUGGUUCGGAUGUGAUUGACAAAAAAAUUGUUUUUAUUUUUGAGCAAACUACAUUUCAUUUCGUCGUCGUUUGAAGCUGUGCUUUCGUUCGUUUGGUUAACGAAUUAAGUAAUUAGCUUUGGUAACGAACGUUGUGGAAUGACGAACCAAAAUAAGGAUCUAAAGUAUAUUUUUCACGGGUAUACAAAAUCAAAGCAGUUACAUAUUUAAAAUAUAUAUAUUUAUAUUUGUAUAAUUACUACGAACAAACUGUAAUACACCCCACACCACUCAGCGAAGGUUAAAACAAAAAGAAUUGAAGAGAUUUAUAUUAAAAAAAAAAAAAACAAAUAAAAUAAAUUAAAAAAAAACUAAAAUAAAAUAGAUAUAUUUAUAUAAGAACAAACGUAAAAUCAUGAGUAAUAUAUAUAGUAUAUAUAUUUUUUAUCACUUAUCGUUAUCACACGCACAUUCUUAUCGAGUUUUCAUCAAAAUAAAAACAAAAAUAUUCUUGAAAAUUAAAAAAAAACAACAAAAACAAAACUAAGAAAUAAUAACGAAACGAAAUAACUUGAAAAGUCUGUUAAAAUAUAGGAGAAUAAUUUGCGGGUAGAAUUACUAUGUUACACUAUUAAAAUAUAGUUUUAACCAUAAAUUAGAUACUUUAUUUUUUUUUUUAAUCUUAUUUUUGUUUAUUAUUUAUAAAAGAGAAAAAUAAAAACGGCUUUUGUCAUUGGAAGACUAAAAAAAUCAAAAUAUUUAAAAAAAAUGUAUCCUGUUUGUUUUUCUUUCUUUUGUUUCAUUAAAUAAAUGUGAGUUUAUCUGGAGAUAAAAUAAAAAACUAAAACAGACAACGUAUGAUUUUUAAAAAAAUAAAUAUAAUGUACCUAAAAUUAAAUCUAAAAACAACAAAACAUUAAAAAAUAAGUUAAAAUAUAUACACAUUUAUUUUCUUUUUGAAGAAAAUUGUGUCUACUGUUAAACCUCU